UCUCGUCGAGUGAUUAAUGCAUCUCUUUUUCCGCAUUUUUAUGUGUAACAUGACGGAAGAGCAGCAGCAUCAUCAUCGACUCUCAGUAGUGCGCUUCGCGUGCGCUUCUCGCGCGCCACGCGGCUGAAUAAUAGCAGCCCUAUACAAGUAUAAUUAUUGUCGCGUAUACAAAAUUAAAAAUUAAACAAAAAAAAUAAAUAAAAAUUAAAUUAAUCAGGACUAGGUCGCGAUAACGCGCGCGCACGCGUUACAAUGGUUGUAAUUUUUAAGCGCAAAUGUUUGCUCCGCGCCGACGAUGACGCAAACCGCUGCAGCUGUUAAUUAACUGCACCGGUGGGUACUAAACGGCACAUAGAGACAAAGAGCGCGUAAUAAUCUCAUUAUAGGACGUUAAAUCUCGGCUGUGCAGUCGUGUAUAUAGUGUCAUCCGAGGCCAAUAACGAUAUAUCAUCGCGUUCGUAAAGUGUCUGUGCCCAAGAACUCGAGAUUAUAAUUGCAAACCUCAUGGGUGGAUGAUGCCAGCAGCCACUACCACUACCGACACUGAUUUCGGGUAAACGUGUGUACAUACAUAUACAACGACGUACGGCGGUGGAGAUAAAGUAAUAUGCGCGGCACACCUGUGCGCGCGGUGUACGUACGAGCCGCGCGACACGCGACUACUACAUACCUAUCUACACAAGCGCGAAACGGCCGGAGACCAUAGCGAUCGGAGCAGCGGUAUUAAUAAGCUCGCUCGGUUAAUCAGUUCGGGACGCGGCUCGAGAGUGUAUGGUGUGCACUGGGGGGGCUAUUAAUAAAUAAUAAAUAAAUAAGUAUUGUAAAAGCAUCGAAGCGUCGAGGGUGGUGGUGCAAGAAAAUGGAGCAGAGACUUCACGGAGUGAGGAGGCAGAAAAAGCACAGCGGAAGAAAAAAGAAGGUGCUGCUCUCCAUAGUGGACCCGUGGGACGAUCGCAUAGCCAGCGUCGAUCCGCUCGAUCUCGCCGCGCGUCGAGAAGAAGCAGCAGCAGCAGCGGCGGCAGCGGUAGUAGUGGAUGCUACUGCCACGGCGGAGGUGGCGGCAGCAGCAACAUCGUCAUCGUCUUCUAAUCGAGCCUGUAGAGAUACACCUCCGACGAGGACGACGCCGGACCAGCAGCAGAGACGCAUCAGGACACCCUGGCCCUGGUACAAGCCCCGAUACAGCGAGCUGCAGACUGCACCUACUACUACCACUGCGACUCCGACUGCGGAUGUUUCAAUUAAGCUCGACGACGACGACGACGACGACGAGCAGCGGCAGGAGAAACAGAAGCAGAGGCACAGCGACGACGAUCAUCGUCAACGGCUCAUCGAGCAGACCUACGUAUUUCCCAAGGAAGACGAUAACGACGACGGAGACGCAGCAGCAGCAGCAGUAAAAGCCGAAGAUCCCAAGGAGAUCGUCGAGCGAUUGGUCAACGCCAGGUAUAAUAGGCCGCCAGUGAUACAGAGGAAAUUUCAACGCCCGAUCGUGCGGACUACUACGAGGCAGCAGCGACAGCAUCGCACUAUCUCAGGUGACGGAGUCGAGGUCGAGGUCGAGGACAAACAUGACGACGGAAUAAUAGAUACCGUCGCAGUCAGGGCCGGUACCGAAACGACGACGACGACCAUGGCUGCUACCAUCGUCGACGUGGACGCGGCUGUGAAGCAACAGCAGCAGCAGCAACGUAGGGGCGGCCGCAAGCUCAGCUCGUCGAUGCCCGGCAAGCUCGACGACAUGGACGAUCUGCGGAUCGGUAACGACAAGGGCGUCUCGUCCAAGUUCGCGAGGCAGGAGAGCGACAGCAGCGUGACGUUCAGCAACAGCGGCUCGACCUUCAAUGGCAGCACGCUGGGCUCCGACACGGAAGACGAUCUCAACGAGCACGACGCGGCCAAGAUACCGCUGCAGAGUCAGCGUCAACCGAUCGGGGUCAUCGUGCCCCAAAAUCAUCAUAAUCAUCAAUCUUCGCGCAGUAAAAAACUCAUCAAUAGCAACAACAACAACAAUAGCGCCAACAAUAACAACAAUAACAACAACAACAAUAGUCACACUAACGGCAACAACAAUAACAACGGCAGCAAUGGUGAUCAGCUGGGUGGCAGCGGCGACUACUCGCAGACUCAUCCGAGCGCCAACUCGACCAUCACCAGCGUGAACAGCAUCAGCAGUCUACUGAAAGAGAAGCUCCAGUGGACGAUACCCCAGGCGUUGAGGAACAGCGCCAAGCGUCAGAACGCCGACUAUCGGCUCAAGACCUUCGUCGGCUUUCUAUUUCUCUGCAUCGUGUUUCUCGUGGGUUUCGCGCACAUCUACUAUACCCAGCAUGUGCUGCAGCGGGCCUACUUCGAUAAAUUCAGGUUCAACAAGAACGAGCGCCAGAUGCACGUGUACAACUCGGCCGGGGGCGAGAUCGUGUCGGCGCGCCUGGGCGUCGGCAUACCCGGCGACGUCGGUGUCUUUCCGUGUCUGCCCGAGCACGAGCUCGCCGACAAGGUCUGCCUCGAGUGGCGCGGUCACUCGCGCCUCUAUCUGAGCCAUCGUCGUCGCGAUCCCGCGACGGACUGCUACGAGGUCACCUGGCAGGCGCUGCAGCCGGGCGUCUGGCCGCGGGACUGCUUCGACUGGUCGGCCAAGCGGGGCGGCCACUGGUACGGCGCGGGCCAGUUGAGAGACAUGGCCUAUCCGCUGGAGCAGCAGUCGCGCCUCGAGUCGGCGGCCUUCAUCACGGGCGACGUGCGCAAGGGCCAGCCGUUCGGCAACGUGCUGCGUCGAUACUUUCUGAGCUCGCGCGGCGCCACCAUCACCGUCGACCCGGACACGCCGCUCUACGUGUCGAUACUGCCGGCGGUCGAGCCUCAGAUCGUCCCGGGUAGCAGCGGUGGCAUCGGCAGCAGCAGCAGCAGCAGCAACAGCAACAAGGAGCUCUGCCUCGAGGCCAGACACGACGGCUUCGCCUUCGUCGCGCAGCCGGGCGAGCUCGCUCGACUGAAUUACAGCGUGUGCGCGAGCAACGACAGCGCCAAGAAGCUUCACGCCACCCUGGCCGAGAAAUACCUGUGGGACGGACUCAGGCCCGAGGAGCUGCAAGCCGUGCAAGCUCUGCUGAGCGAGCCCGUCUGGCAGAUAGCACCGGGCGCCGGCGAGGCCGACGUGGCCAACUACACCGAGGACGUCAUAGCGCUGGGCUUUCUGCGCCAGGGUCACGUGCUGCUGUCGGAGCAGUGGCAGCCGAGCAGCGGCGACCUGGCCCUCGACGAGGCGCGCUUCCACUCGAUGCGCCACACCAUCGACGUGAUGCACCGCCGUGGCUUCCGCAUCGUCUUCACCCUGCAGCCGUUCGUCAGCACGGAGUCGAGCUCGUUUCGCCAGGCCGUCGCCGAGGGUCUGCUGGUCGGCGAGCGCGGCAGCGAUCCGCGCAUACCCGCCCUGACUCGCUACCGCGACGUGUCCAGCGCCGGCGUCCUCGACAUCACCAACAAUCGCACGCUGCCCUGGCUCCAGGCCAAGCUCGAGGCCCUCGUCAAGAAAUACGAGGUCGACGCGUUCUAUCUGGACCUCGGCACGGCCCACGACAUGCCGCACUACUUCCAGUGCUCGCGGCCCCUAGCCAGCCCGGAUCACUACAAGAGUCUCUUCGUCGACGCGUUGCUGGGCUCGCCCCUGCCCGUGAUCGGCGUCUCAAGUGCCGUCCAACGACCGCGCGGUCCCGUCUUCGUCUCGCUGCCGCCCUUCGCCUCCAGCUGGAAGGCCAUCAAGACGGUCAUACCCACCGUGCUGAGCUACGGCAUAAUCGGCUUUCCGUUCGUGAUGCCCGGAGCCGUGGGUGGUGACGUGGCUCUGCCCACCUCGUCGGACAACAAUAACAAUAAUUCGGUCGGUGGUGGCGACGACGACGACGACGACGACGACGAGCUGGAGCUGCAGCUGCCCGACAAGGAGCUAUAUGUGAGAUGGCUUCAGCUCGCCACUUUCCUGCCGGUGAUCAGAUUCAGCCAUCUGCCGAGCAAGUACGCCGACGAGAGCGUCCUCGAGAUCGCCAAGAAUCUCACGAGUCUACGACAGAAGACCGUGACGCCGCUGCUCAAGAAGUACGCCAACGUCACCCUGGACACGGGUCUGCCCAUAAUUCGACCCCUGUGGAUGCUCGACCCGGCCGAUCCGGCCUGUCACCUGGUGCUCGACGAGUUCUCGGUCGGCGAGGAGCUCAUAGUGGCGCCGAUCUUGCACUCGGGCAGCAGACAGCGAGAGGUCUAUCUGCCCGCCGGCGUCUGGAAGGACGGCAUCGACAAGAGCUUGCGCAAGGGAUCACGCUGGAUACACAAUUAUCGCGUGGCCGAGGACAAGGUCGCCUACUUCGUCAAGAUGCCCGACGACAUGCGCUUCUAGAGGGGCUUUUAGGAUAUAAUAAGGAUAAUCACGAGGCUUCAUGAUAGUUUUUUUUUUUAUUACUUUUUACUUUUAUUUUUCAUCCUUUUAAUUGUAUAUUAUAACAUCAGUAUUUGUU
Messenger RNA from Trichogramma pretiosum, 4511 nucleotides. RefSeq lists its product as uncharacterized. Gene Ontology annotation, biological process: carbohydrate metabolic process. Gene Ontology annotation, molecular function: hydrolase activity, hydrolyzing O-glycosyl compounds. NCBI's taxonomy places the organism in Eukaryota, Metazoa, Arthropoda, Insecta, Hymenoptera, Trichogrammatidae. Bases 860 to 4393 code for a protein of 1177 amino acids. The transcript is spliced from 8 exons. The record is from RefSeq and is a predicted model, not a curated record.